ACCCUCGCGUGAGCGCCGGAGCUGAUACACGCCCGCCUCCUCAGCACACGUCACCCGCUACUUCCGCCCCACCGAUACCUCAUUACACCGCGACUUCUUCCAACGUCAUAUUUCAAUCCCGGGUAGUUCAAAUUCCGGAAUGUAAACAAUCGGGCGCAGAGCCGACUCUCCGUGUACCGCUCCUAUCAUCAUGGUGCGCUCAGUGCCCCGGAGCACCGUUAAAUCCGGCCUCAAGAAACGUCUCGGCGGGCUCCGUCUGGAAGGCAACGUAGACCUGCUGAUCUAUCUAAACUGUGUGUUGUUUCUCAAGAGACUUGCAACAGAAGCUCGUUUAAAAGCAAUUGAGGAUAAAUGUUCUGUAAUAAAACCUGCACAUAUAAGAGCAGUAGCAAAGAUUGUCCUGAAAAAGUCAAGAGGUUAAUGGUUUAAUGAAGAUGUUCAGUGAUGUCUGGAUGGUAGCAUAAACCACAUUGAAUAUAGCUAUUUUCUGUGUACUACAUUUCGAGCCUUUGUAUAUAUUUUAAAAUGUAUACUUUGUAAAAAGCCUAGAUAUCUUUCUGAGAUAUUUUGGUAAAAAGGUAUCUCUUGUUAAGCCAAGAAAGUGAUCUAUUUUUUCAUGUUGGUGCACUUUAGGGGUAAGUUAUGUACAAUGUUUUUUGUAAAACACAAUUGACCAUACACUGUAGCUACACUGACUCCUAGUAAAAAAAAUUAAAAUAAAUUGUAAUUCUUUACUUUACAAAAAAAUAAAAAUUGCUUAGAACUAUGUGCUGCACUGAUUUACAGAAAGGAUUCGUAAUACAUAGGUUGGUGCACAAACAUUUCUCCAAACCAUUUAUCCCUGCCUACAGAUAACUGUCUUCCGUAUAUUUAAAUGUACGUAAGUAAUUUUUAAUUUUGUUUAGCAAUCCUUUCUUAAAGACCUGUAAGUUAUUAAAAGGAAUUUCAUUGUAUUAAAACACUUAAAAUGUGUUGUGAAA
Molecule: messenger RNA, 980 nt
Organism: Pseudophryne corroboree (corroboree frog)
Lineage: Eukaryota; Metazoa; Chordata; Amphibia; Anura; Myobatrachidae
Gene: CENPW
Product: centromere protein W
Exons: 3
Coding region: 191-421 (76 amino acids)
Biological process (GO): mitotic cell cycle; kinetochore assembly; chromosome segregation
Cellular component (GO): kinetochore; nucleoplasm
Molecular function (GO): protein heterodimerization activity; DNA binding
Source: RefSeq, a predicted model, not a curated record